Phialemonium atrogriseum is the source of this 1407-nucleotide messenger RNA. RefSeq lists its product as uncharacterized. The coding region runs from base 394 to 1374 and encodes 326 amino acids. The transcript has a single exon. NCBI's taxonomy places the organism in Eukaryota, Fungi, Ascomycota, Sordariomycetes, Cephalothecales, Cephalothecaceae. The record is from RefSeq and is a predicted model, not a curated record.
AGGUUGUUAGCCCAGUCUAAUCACCUUGUUCGCGUCAAUGUAUGCUGUCGAGUUCUUCAUUCUCUGGGGUUUCCUGCGAGCAUUGGAUUUGAGCCUUCGCUUCUCCUUCCUGCUGUAUUCCCUUAUAAUUAUUUUCUUAUUGCAUCACCACUCUGUUGGACCCUGCAUAUGCCCCCACGCCUGGCACAGGCAGGAGGCUGUUGGGGGGGGGAGGGGAAGUACCCCGCACAUCUCCAGCUGCCGAGAGGGUCGACCGUAUCGCCCCAAUGUACGACCCAGGUGGGUAUUCUGGAGUUCAAAGAUGGCUAUAACAUGCUAGAAUUCGCGCGGGCUCGUGUAAGACACUGAAAUCUGCUCCCUGGUUACGGAUAGAGAUCCCACCCUUUCUUGAAAAUGGCAGCGGAGCGCAUGAACAUCAUUAUAACUGGAGCCGGAGGCUUCGUUGGAUCACUCCUCGCCUCGCGCCUCCUCGGCCAACCUCAAUACCAUCUCACUCUUACUGACAUCGUCGAGCCUGUCGUUCCCAAGGAUGCCAAACAUCGAGACCACGCUCAAUGCCUGCAAGGCGACAUCAGCGACCCGGCCUUCAUCCAGACACUUGUCUCUGCCGCCCAGCCUCUCCACGCCAUCUUCAUCUUCCACGGCAUCAUGUCUGCCGGCUCCGAGGCCAACUACGACUUAUCUCUUAAGGUGAACGUUGAGAGCGUCCGGACCCUGUGCGAACAUCUCCGGCUCUCGAAUCCCGGCGUACGGGUCAUCUACGCGUCGUCACAGGCGGUGUAUGGCCAGCCGCUUCCGGCGAGAGUGACGGAUAGCGUGAUACCAACGCCGGAGAGCACCUAUGGGGCCCACAAGUUGAUGACCGAGACCUACCUCAACGAGCUGAACCGCAGGGGCUUCCUGAACGCCUUCAUCCUCCGCUUUCCCAGCGUCGUCGUGCGGCCCGGGAAGCCGACGCUCGCCGCUAGCUCGUUCCUGUCUGGCAUGAUCCGCGAGCCCAUGAACGGGCAGGAAUGCGUCAUCCCGCUGGAGGACCGCAGUUUUAGAUCCUUCAUGUGCUCCCCGAGUAGCCUGGCCGAGAACCUCACCAGGGUCCUUCACAUGGACACCAACAAGCUGCCCAGGCAUAUCCGCCACAUCAAUAUCCCCGGCAUCUCGGCGAGCACGCAAGAGCUUAUGGACGGACUGGCCAAAUAUGGCGGGGAGGAUAAGUUGAAGUUCCUGAAGGAGGAGGCGAACCCGGCAUACGAGAGGAUACUGAGGAGCUGGGCGCCAGACAUUGAUUUGAGCACGCCGCUGAAGCUCGGCUUGGUAGUAGAUCAGAAGCCUGAGGACUUGGUCAAGGAGUACGUUGAAAGCCUGAAAAAGCAGUAGUUAUUGUCAUUCAAUAGAAAUCGUCAUUUCGUG